Molecule: messenger RNA, 1532 nt
Organism: Nicotiana attenuata
Lineage: Eukaryota; Viridiplantae; Streptophyta; Magnoliopsida; Solanales; Solanaceae
Product: 3-oxoacyl-[acyl-carrier-protein] synthase III, chloroplastic-like
Exons: 9
Coding region: 1-1170 (389 amino acids)
Biological process (GO): fatty acid biosynthetic process
Cellular component (GO): chloroplast
Molecular function (GO): 3-oxoacyl-[acyl-carrier-protein] synthase activity
Source: RefSeq, a predicted model, not a curated record
AUGGACCAGUACUUCACGCCAGCAGUACCUAUUUUAAGGAGGAGAUUUUCUCGCAUACAAAGGGUUGAGUGUUCAUUCUUUGCUGGAACUAUCAACAACAUAACGUGUUCCACUACUUCUAAAGGUGCAGACGAGCUUUCGCUCAAUCAAUCUCAACUUUCAAGACUAGUUAACACUGGCUGCAAACUAGUAGGAUGUGGCUCCGCAGUACCAAGUCUGAAAGUUUCCAAUGAUGAUCUUGCAAAAAUUGUUGACACUAAUGACGAAUGGAUAUCUGUAAGGACCGGGAUUCGUAACCGUAGAGUUCUUUCAGGCAAAGAGAAUUUAACAGGUCUGGCUAUAGAGGCUUCAAGGAAAGCUCUAGGGAUGGCAGAGGUUAAUCCUAAAGAUGUUGACCUAAUUUUAAUGUGUUCUUCAACUGGAGAUGACCGUUUUGGCAGUGCUCCCCUGAUCCAAAAAGCACUCGGCUGCAAAAGCAAUCCAUUGGCUUUUGAUAUUACAGCUGCUUGUAGCGGGUUCUUGCUGGGUUUGUUUUCUGCUACAUGCUACAUCAAAGCUGGUGGUUUUAAGAAUGUUCUUGUAAUUGGGGCUGACGCAGUUUCUCGCUUUGUUGAUUGGACGGAUAGAGGUUCAUGUAUUCUCUUUGGGGAUGCUGCUGGUGCUGUGCUUAUGCAGGCCUGUGAUAUUGGAGAAGAUGGUUUGUUUGGUUUUGACUUGCAUAGUGACGGUGAUGGUAAAAGGCACUUGAUUGCUCCUUUUAUAGAGAACGAAACAGAAGACGGAUCAAGUACAAGUUUUCCACCCAAAGGUUCCUCUUAUUCCUGCCUCAAGAUGAAUGGCAUAGAGAUCUUUAAGUUUGCUGUCCGUGUUGUCCCACAAUCAAUUGAGGCAGCUUUAGACAAGGCAGGUUUCAGUCGAUCUAAUUUGGAUUGGUUGCUCCUCCAUCAGGCAAACCAAAGGAUUAUCGAUGCUGUAGCAACACGGUUAGAGAUGCCAUCGGAGCGUGUCAUCUCCAAUUUGGCAAAUUAUGGAAAUACCAGUGCUGCAUCCAUUCCCUUGGCAUUGGAUGAAGCUGUUCGGAGCGGGAAGGUGCAGGCAGGACACGUCAUUGCUGCUGCUGGAUUUGGGGCUGGCCUUACAUGGGGUUCUGCAAUACUCAGAUGGAGGUGAAUAUAACUGCUGCUGGCCUCAUAUCUGGGUAAUGCAUCAUUCAGAUAACACGGAGGAGACCUAACUGGUAUUAGUUCAACUGAAAUCCCUCUUCCUUGAUUUUUUUAAAUAAAAAUGUAAAUUAUUUGAAAAAUUGAAAUAUAAAUAUAUUCUGAAAGAUGACAUUGCUUGACAAAAGGAAGAAUUGUGUAAUGGUCAACUGGAUUCCUCUGAUAAAAGAGUACACGUUUGAGCCUCAAAAGCACGUCAUGCUGCAAUUUUUUAAAUGUUUACUAUUCGUGUCUUAGGUUUUAAUAUGUAACUUCUCUAUCGCUUUUUAAGUUUGUUAUACUGGUAUUAUAAAGUGGGAAAUAGGAAGUGAA